Molecule: messenger RNA, 3380 nt
Organism: Perca fluviatilis (European perch)
Lineage: Eukaryota; Metazoa; Chordata; Actinopteri; Perciformes; Percidae
Gene: srsf7a
Product: serine and arginine rich splicing factor 7a
Exons: 8
Coding region: 254-1015 (253 amino acids)
Molecular function (GO): RNA binding; zinc ion binding
Source: RefSeq, a predicted model, not a curated record
CUUUAGAUUGUGGGGUUGUAUUCUAUCCAGGAAAUUCUGGUGGUGGUUAGCUGUUAGCUGGUCGAACUGUGCGACAGACAUGUGGAAGACUUGUUAAUGUCCACGAGUGGCUAUUUAGCUAGUUCAUUCAGCAAAAAAAAAAUAGUCGUUUAUUCGUUCAAAGCCACCUCGGGCUUCUGUUUGAGGCGGUUGAAUUUCACCUGCGUGUAGCUGAAUCAGAAAUCAUCGGAACAGCGGAACAAGGCAAGGAGAGAUGUCCCACUAUUCGUCUUCCCGUAGUUCGUCUCGGGCGACCGACUGUAAAGUGUACGUGGGUGAUUUGGGCAACGGUGCUGCCAAGGGGGAGCUGGAGCGAGCAUUCAGUUAUUAUGGCCCGCUGAGAACUGUCUGGGUGGCCCGAAACCCACCUGGCUUUGCCUUUGUGGAGUUUGAGGAUGCCAGAGAUGCAGAAGAUGCUGUGAAAGGCAUGGAUGGAAAGGUCCUUUGUGGUUCCCGUGUUCGCGUGGAGCUGUCAACGGGCCUCUCCAGGAAGGGCCGUGGGCGCCCCAGCCGACGCCAGUUCGACCCCAAUGAUCGGUGUUACCAGUGUGGGGACCGGGGCCACUAUGCCUACGACUGCUACCGCUUUAGCAAGCGCGGAGGCCGUCGCAGCAGGUCUCGAUCUCACUCCAGGUCUAGGUCCAGGUCCCGCGGGCGCCGUUAUCGCUCUCGCUCCCACAGCCGUAGCCGUAGCCACAGCCGGAGCCGUCGUCGAUCUCCAUCCUAUUCCAGACGCAGGAGCAGGUCUGGCUCUCCAGCCCGUUCCAAGUCCAGGACUCCAGUGAGAAGUCGUUCCAGAUCUCGGUCCGGCUCUGCGCCCAGACGACGCUCUCCCUCCCGAUCUCGCUCACGAUCUCCAGCAGCCAAUCACAAGAGGAACAGCGUGUGGUGGGAGCUGAGCACCGCACUGACACCACAGCUGAUCCCAGGCCCAGGGUCUGCCAGCUGGCGGUGUGUACGUCCUGCGGGAGGGUGACUAAGCGCUGACCUGAGAUCAGCCUUCGUCUGCAUCUGGUGUUAGACAGCGAGAAAGAGGUCGACCUACCGACCGAACCCUCCCCACAGUAAAUGGGUGACCGUCUGUUCAACCGACGCACACGCUAAGACGAGAUCAGCCCGUGCACACAUACAGUUGUUCUACUAGAGUUCUACUAGAGUCACCCAGCCAGCCAGCCUUCAGAUGUACCAGAGGGCUGACCCACACAGAUCAGAGUUCGACCGCUACCUUUUUAAAUCCAUUACCUACCUACCAGACCCCCCUACCUACCAGAGUUCUUCGGCCUCUGUCUUAGCUUCUGAAAGAGAGCUGACGAGAGAUCAGUCUUCAAGAGCCUCCCAGCGCAGUGUCUCUCCGAGUUGUAGUCGUCCGUCCUACAGUCCUUUCAUCCUUCGCUUCUCUGUACUUGUUGUUUCUGCCACUGUCUCCAAAGGUAACCAAAAAUCAAACCCCCUGACAAGCUCAUGUUCAUGGUGAAAGAAAAUGCACAGGUCUGAUGUAGUCUGGAAAACUGGUGAUUGUAGAGCUAAAGUUGAGGCUUUAACAAGCAUGCUCAGAGUACAAAUGUGUGUUUGCAUGCGAGUGCGCGUGGAUGAUUGAGUGAGUGCAAGAGAGGAAGGCAAGGUGAAUUUUAAUGGGUUGAGCUCUGAGGAGGGUUUGUCAGACAUGUUUUUCUUCUUGUGCCGUAGAUGUUGCAACAUCAUUACAGUUUUUAAGCAGCUUUAUCAUUUUAGUACAGUACAAUAAUAGUGGUGGCUUUUAGAUGUGCAGUUCCUUCUCUGGUCAUGAUAUAGAACAGUUUCCAUUAGGGCUUAACGAUAUGGGGAAAUAAUUGAAUUGCUUUUUUACACUUAAAUUGUGAUUUUAAAAAAAGGUAAUCUUCUGUAUUACCUAUACACAAGCUAUAAAUCAUUCUAUAGUAUGACCAACACAACAUUGGAUACUGUCAACAUAAACUGUGUUCAAAAUUCAAGUGGCUCUACCACUCGCCUCGUUGUAAACCUGUUGCGAAUGUUCCUGCUUCAGCUUCCAGAUUGUGGUCGGGAAGCACACGGACACUCCUCAGAGCAGAAACUAUAAAUCUGUUGUAGUCGCAAGUGAGGAGACUAUGUCAAGGAACAGUCAGGAUUUUAAAUGGGUGUUUUUUGCCCUGGGGGGGGUUCAAUUGUGUAUUUAGCUUUUGACAUGACAUGUAUUUCUUUGAAAUACAAAUAUAAAGUUGCCUUAGACAUAGUAAACACUGAAAGAAGAAUAAAAUCAUCUGGUCCUUGGUCUGAGAGGUCAAAGAGGUAUUGAGGUAGUUAACCAGUAUCCGCGCCUAUCCAGUCACGGACUUUCUCACAAGAUGUACACCGUGUUAAGAUGUUGAGUAAUGAGGGAUUUUGUGUGUGAUCAUUCUUCCAUCCUCCCCUGUGGCGAGCUAACUCCUCUUCGUUUCUGUUUCAGUCGUUCCCGUACAGCAAGUCCACACCGAAGCCCCACGCCGGCAGACGACUGAGUGAAGAAGACUUAUUAGUUCCUUAACAGACAGACCCUCUACUCUGCACCCCGUCUGCUUUCACAGCCCUACAGCAGCUGUUUUUUGUACUUUGUCUGUUUAGUCCCAGUCUUUUUUAAGAUUAUUUUUCUCCCCAGGACUAGUAGUCUUCGUGCAGCCUCAGAUUGUUGAAGAAUUAGUCAGUUUAGCAGACAAAAUCAGUUUCCAUUUGAUAGAAAGUGUACUGCUGUUGCAUAGGUCCUCUUUCUUCUCUGAAGACGCGUGCUGUAGCAAGUGUAAGAAGCAACACCUGUGUUAAGGUGAUACUGAAUGUUGCCAUUGGCUUUUAGCAGUGAUAUGAGUAGCUUGUACAGUACACUUUCUGUGGAAGAUAGCCCAGUUGAUGCAGCGUUUGAGAGUGAAGACAUUGCAUUGAAAACUGCUUUUAUUCCCUAAAAUUUCUAAACCAUCAAAAUAUUUUCCCCAUUGAGAAUCGGCAAACAAUUUUUUUUUUUUUUGUAUUGCUCUCCAAUUUGAAUUUUUAGGUUAAGCUGCCGUUUAAUGUUUCCACUCAUGAUGGCAUAAGGAGGUAGUUGCUGGCCUGCAUGCCUUUGAAUAUGUAGUCACAUUCCUGUUUGUUGUUUCUGUGCUGCACUGCCCCCUUUUAUGAACCUCAUCAGCUUUACGGUGUGCUGAAUGGAUUUUCCCCAUGUGUUGAAUCUCCGAUUUUGUUUGACUUUUAAUUUUAAAAAAAAUACAGUGCUGAAGUUUGAUUUCUGUAAGGGCUGCUUUAACAGUUUUGUUCUGUUCCUGGCUUAUACUGUAAGACAGUGGCAGUUUCAGUUUUGAAUAAACCCCUUCAACGUA